AUGUCGACCCUCGCAGCUUUCCGCCUGCCGAACAUCACCAACGAGCCCAACAAGCAUUAUGAGAAGGGAAGCCCUUCGCGUGAAGCUCUCGCUUCUGCGGUGGCAGCUUUGCAGGAGAAGGCGCCCCUUGAGAUCCCUCUUGUUGUCUCCGGCAGAGCUCUGAAGACGUCGUCCAUCCUCGCACAGAACAGUCCGUCCUCCCACGCGAGCGCCGUUGCCAAAUAUUCCAAUGCCUCCGCCGAAGACGUUAACAAGGCCAUCGAAGGCGCCCUUGCUGCGAAGCCCGCCUGGGAGUCUCUACCCUUUGCCGACCGAGCUGCUAUCUUCCUAAAGGCCGCUGAUCUGAUCAGCACAAAAUACAGAUACGAACUGAUGGCUGCAACAAUGCUGGGUCAGGGAAAGAAUGCAUGGCAGGCUGAGAUCGAUGCGGCUGCCGAGCUAAUCGAUUUCCUGCGGUUCAAUGUACGAUACGCAGAAGAGCUGUAUGCGCAGCAGCCACCCUACAACUCUCCGGGGGUGUGGAACAGGGUUGAGUAUAGGCCACUUGAGGGCUUUGUCUAUGCUAUCUCUCCGUUCAACUUUACGGCCAUCGGAGGGAAUCUGCCUGGGGCUCCAGCGCUGAUGGGCAACGUGGUGAUUUGGAAGCCCAGUCCAUCCGCCAUUGCGUCGAAUUACUUGGUGCAUCAGAUCCUCGUUGAGGCCGGACUCCCUGCUGGCGUCAUCCAAUUUGUCCCCGGUGAUGCUGAGGAGGUCACCAAAGCUGUCCUUGGCCACAAGCAGUUUGCAGCACUCCAUUACACCGGAUCAACGGCUGUCUUCCGAAAGCUCUAUGGACAGAUUGGACAGGGCAUUGCGGAGGGGAGGUACAAAGGUUAUCCCAGAAUUGUGGGAGAGACUGGCGGAAAGAAUUUCCAUCUAGUUCACAACAGUGCUGAUAUCACCAAUGCAGUGGUGCAAACAAUCAGGGGCGCGUUCGAGUAUCAAGGUCAGAAAUGCAGUGCUUGCUCCAGACUGUAUGUGCCGUCGUCUAUAUGGCCCGAGUUCAAAAACAAGCUUGUCGAGGAGACCGAAAAGCUCAAAGUUGGACCCCCAGAAGACUUUGGAAACUUUAUUGGGCCAGUCAUCCACGAGGCGAGCUUCAAGAAGCUGUCUGGCGUGAUCGAUGCUGCAAAGAACGACAGCUCGCUGGAGCUCCUUACUGGUGGCAAGUACGACAGCUCGAAGGGAUGGUACGUGCAUCCUACCAUCUACGUCACCAAAGAUCCCAGUCAUCGGAAUCUCAGCACCGAGUUCUUUGGGCCUAUCCUGACCGUCUAUGUCUACGAUGACGCGGCGCCGGAUUCUUUCGAAAAGGCUUGCAAGCUCGUGGACAGUACUUCGGAGUAUGGUCUGACAGGGGCGAUAUUUGCUCAAGAUCGUGCAGCGAUAAGGUAUGCUGAGGAGGCCUUGAGAAACGCGGCAGGCAACUAUUACAUCAACUGCAAGAGUACAGGUGCUGUUGUUGGCCAACAACCAUUCGGAGGAGCACGAGCUUCAGGGACAAAUGACAAGGCAGGCUCAGCAGCAAUCUUGUCACGGUUUGUCAGCAUGAGGUCCAUGAAGGAGGAAACCUUGCCGACUGCAAAGGUGGAAUAUCCUUCCAAUGAAGUGUAG
Molecule: messenger RNA, 1653 nt
Organism: Fonsecaea erecta
Lineage: Eukaryota; Fungi; Ascomycota; Eurotiomycetes; Chaetothyriales; Herpotrichiellaceae
Product: delta-1-pyrroline-5-carboxylate dehydrogenase, mitochondrial
Exons: 2
Coding region: 1-1653 (550 amino acids)
Cellular component (GO): mitochondrial matrix
Molecular function (GO): L-glutamate gamma-semialdehyde dehydrogenase (NAD+) activity
Source: RefSeq, a predicted model, not a curated record